This is a messenger RNA of Plasmodium coatneyi, 1686 nucleotides long. RefSeq lists its product as uncharacterized. The coding region runs from base 1 to 1686 and encodes 561 amino acids. The transcript has a single exon. The record is from RefSeq and is a predicted model, not a curated record. NCBI's taxonomy places the organism in Eukaryota, Apicomplexa, Aconoidasida, Haemosporida, Plasmodiidae.
AUGGAUAUACCGGAAGCGCAGAAGCCAAGAGAGCGAAAUGGAAAAAGUGAAAGGAGCAAUUUGAGAGACAUAGAAGAGGCGAAGAAAAUACGGAACCAACAAAAUGAAGCAAAGUUAAAGAAAUUUUGCGGAAGCACCGAUUUUGUGUUAGACGUACCGAGCAUAGACGAGGGGGUGAAAUUUCUAAAACAUGACGUAGACAAUGAGAUCCUAAACUUCAAUUAUACAACUAUGCUGUUAAAUGAAAAGGUGGAGAGGUUAAAUGAUGUAGAGAGGAAUAUACACAUCCCCAUGGAUUUGCCUUUUUUGUUUUCCUUUAAUAUGCAAAAUAAUGAGGAUAUAAGUAAUUGGGUAAAGGAGCAAAAUGAGACUGAACAGGGGAAGAUUGCAAACGUUGAAGGGACGGAUAGCUACAUCAACCUAAAUGAUGAGGUGAAGCAGUUUUCUUCCUGUGCUCCGAUUGUCCAUACGUUUGAAAAAGACGAUUUGGAACUUCUAAAUAGGGUUGCUCCGCAUUACAUUAGAAGGGUUAGAAAUAGCCUACUGCAGAGUGAAGAAAGGAAAAGUAAGGAUCUGGAUCUGCGGGAAAAAAAUCCCUCCAUGGGAAUGAACACACAUGAGAACGGUGGCAAACUGUUUGAGGAUGGCACCCUGGGGAAGAAUGACGGCUCCUCCGAAUUGAUGCUAAAAUGUGGUAAAAGGAAAGUACCAUACGAAUUCUAUUUUCCACAUCCGCUAAGGAAAGGCACGAAGGUGAAAAAAAUUUACCCCCUUUUGCCACACAUUGGUGUUUGGAACAAUAAAUAUAUACAAGGCAUUAUGGAGAUAGGAAAUUCUAGUGACUACAUAAGAAGCAGUGGUGGGGAGGAUGGUAAUAAAUUGCUAACCAAGGGGGCGAAUGCCACAUCGAAUAGUGAACCGAAGAAGCAAAGUAGCGGUAUGCUCGGGUUACUGCAUUUGGUAGAGAAGACCCGUGAUAAGCAUCUGUACGGGUUGUACAAAGCGCAGGACAUGGGUUGCGAUGAGUAUGUGCUGAAUAGGUUUCUGCGUAGGUACAACGGGAUAGGUGCGCUGAAAAAUGAUACGGUUAGCGGCGACGCUGCUCUUGGUGCACCCCUACGUGGCAACAUAACCGACCAAGCACACGACACCCCCGGAGUGAAAAAAAAAAUCAGCCUGAGCAAAUUUCUCAUAAAAAAGUACCUCUUUAAGUUAAAAAUGAGGGAGAAGUUAAAAAAUAAACUGCCCAAGGGUGAAAAGGUAAUCCACCCUGCAAAGAACGAGCAGGAGGAGGAAGAAAAGUUUCCAAUGUUAAAAAGUGAAAGAAACGCAUCUGUUGAAUUGAAACAUCGGAGUAAACAUGUCACGUUUAACGAAACAAAUGAGUACGAAUAUGUGGAAAGGAAAGGAGAGCUAGGGGAGCACAGCAAGAGAGAUGAUACCAUCACCCAAAAUGUGAGCUAUUCGCAAAGUACCCCUCCUGAUGAUAAAGUAGAGUGCUUCAAAUAUGUGCGGGAUUAUAAGUCGCCAUCUUUUGCGAUGAAUCAAAACGACCCUCUGUCGUACGUCAUAGGGUUUAACAGGAACAAUUUGGCUUUCAUGUUCCCGACCGUGUCUCGGAAAAUUAUUUUUUCCAAAACGGGGCAGCAGAAGAGGAAAAAUUACAUAUUGGUGCGGGAGAAGUAG